Messenger RNA from Biomphalaria glabrata, 1955 nucleotides. Its product is annotated as glucose-dependent insulinotropic receptor-like. The transcript has 3 exons. Gene Ontology annotation, biological process: chemical synaptic transmission; G protein-coupled receptor signaling pathway, coupled to cyclic nucleotide second messenger. NCBI's taxonomy places the organism in Eukaryota, Metazoa, Mollusca, Gastropoda, Planorbidae. The record is from RefSeq and is a predicted model, not a curated record. Bases 669 to 1715 code for a protein of 348 amino acids. Gene Ontology annotation, molecular function: G protein-coupled serotonin receptor activity; neurotransmitter receptor activity. Gene Ontology annotation, cellular component: dendrite; membrane.
GCUGGGUAAAUGUCAAAUUAGGAUAAUGAUCAAGUACACCAUUUCAUUGCAAUACAAGUAGAUCUAGAUUUAUAAUCUAGAAAUGCUCAAUAUUCAUAGGUUUACUAAAUGCUAAAAGCUAGGUGGUUAAAGGAUCUAUUGGUUGCGUCGUUUUAGAGGAUGAAUAAUGAACUUUAAAUAAGGAGAAUGUAGAUGAUUAGUGAGCUGUAGUUGUCAGGAGAAGGCGUUUCUGCAGUGAAAAAUGCAAGAAAAUGCUUUUUGGCGUUGGGGUUUCGCCCCGAACUCCACACUCCAUGAGCUGUAGAUGUCAAGAUAAUGCGUUUCUGCAGUGAAGAAUGCAAGAAAACGCUUUUGUUUUUUUUUUCGCCGAAGAGAAUCUUGACAAACUAAUUCUAAGACACGAUGGGUAUAAGAACAGGCUGUUACCGAAUCAGCUGGUUCAAUACCUGACCUUGAACAAUGCCAACCUCAGAUGCGUAGUCUAAACUUGUGUCAGAGGGGGUCAAGCUAAAAGAUUUGCUACCAAAUGAGCUUCUGUUAGUGAAUGUUGAUUGUUGCACAAAGACAAUUUACUGCAUAGCUUCAGAUCGUUCUAGACGUUAACCAGCCCAGCUUUUGUAGUCCAUUGGCAAAGCAGCAAUCAAAAACUUUCUUGCAAGAGAGCUGACAUGGCCAGAUUUUAUGUCUACACUUUUAACCAACAAAACCAAACUAACGAAACUAACGCAGAUCUACACUCUCUGCACAGGGCGAUCUACAGUGCAGGUUUAACUCUAACUCCCUUUUAUUUGUUUGUCAAUAUAUUCUUCCUAACUGGGUUAUUAAUGCAACACAGUCGUGACUCAUCAACCCAUAUCAUGUUUUUCCUUAGUCUGUGCUUUGCUGACAUGAUUCCAGCGGUCAUAUGCAUUCCAUUUACAUCCAUAGCCCACGAAAAGUUUCCCUCAGAUCGCGGGCUUUGCUAUCUAUGGCUAGCUUCAACCAGCACCUACGCCCUAGCAGCUUUCUACUCCUUACUUCUAAUGACCAUCGACCGUUACAUGUCAGUUCUUUUUCCUUUGCUGUACCGGAAGUGGGUCAACGUAGGGCGCGAGCAUGUAGUGAUCGUGUGUGUAUGGAUCUACAUUUUUAUUCUGGCUUGCCUACCUUUGUUGCUGACUCCCUCGAAGCCAGUGCAGCCAGAUUCUCACUGUGACUACUACUUUGCUACUCCCAAGGGAUUUUUAAAAUUUGCCGUGUUUGUGCCUUUGAGUUUUAGCGUUUUUAUGUCUAUGGUCAUGAACCUUCAUCUCUUCUGCAAGUAUAAAAAGAUAACUGUGGUAGAUGUGUUUGAAAUAAAUACUAGUCCCUGGGCGGCAGAGCACACUCUCUGUUAUCUGGAGCAUUACGCAAGUACUGCGACUACACAAGUCCUGAUCUUAGUUUACUUACUGUUGUGGACGCCUUUCGUCAUUUCAUCCAUUUACAUCUACAGAAACAACUUACCACUGAUUAAGAUCGCCACCCUGAUGGACACCUCAAAAACCAUUGGAUUUUUGUCGUCUUUUCUCAAAGUCCCGAUCUUCUUGUAUUACAACGUAUACUACCGCUGUGUGUUCAAGAUAAUGCUAACAACCAACCCUUCUCAUUGGCGUGAUCAGUUUCAGUUUUUACCUUACAAGUGGAAGAGAAGGCGAGCCAUAAAUAUUGCUAAUAAGGAAGACUUUGACUUUUAGUGUAGGCUGUUUGUAUUCUGAAGUGCUGUAACAGAUUCGCGCCAUCUGCUACCCUACAUUUGUUGGACAGGAGGAAGCAAUAUUCUGGAGCAUUCAGUUCCUUACAAACAUUCAACUGAACUCGAAUGUUGACAUCGGAACAAGAGGUAACAGGAGAGUCCCCCUCCCAUGCAACUUCAUUCUGUCUAAGAGUGACUCACACUAUGUUUCCAUUCAAUAAAGGCCUAGCGAAUAUCUUGA